UUCACAACAUGAAAAAACUACAAUCUAAAAACGUGACGCUUACCGCCAACUGAACCAAUACGAAUAUAGGAUCUAAGCACGUCGAAUGGGUUUAGCCAAUGAUAGGUGCGGAUGCUUUGCCUUCGUCGUUGUGUCGAAGUCCACUUACUUUCCUGGGAGCUCGGUCCCUGGCAAACUACUGUAUUCCGGUUUCAAGGGGAUUUUGUAGGCUGGAGGACAGCUUCAGCUCCCCCCCAACGCUUCUUUGUGGACGCCGGCAUCACACCGACGGCUAUUGACCAGUGUCGGUGCCCAGCCAGCGAAGCGGGAGCCAUGCCUGUCCCCGCUGGAUACAUUAGCGACUCCCAGUGCGCGGCCCUCGCAUCCUCGGCCUCGCUUGUCCCUCCGCCCCCGAUCAACACCCGGCAACCCGGUGUUGUCACCUCGCUGUUGUAUAGCGGCUCCAAAUUCAGGGGCCACCAAAAGAGCAAAGGGAAUUCGUACGACGUGGAAGUUGUUUUACAGCACGUCACCAUGGCGGACUCUUACCUCUGUGGUUACCUGAAAAUAAAAGGACUAACGGAGGAAUAUCCAACUCUAACAACGUUCUUCGCUGGAGAGAUUAUUAGCAGAAAACGGCCAUUUCUCACCCGGAAGUGGGAUGCAGAUGAGGAUGUGGAUCGUAAACAUUGGGGCAAGUUCCAGGCCUUCUACCAGUAUGCAAAGACGUUCAACUCGGAUGAUUUUGACUAUGAGGAUCUUAAAAAUUCCGACUAUAUUUUCAUGAGGUGGAAGGAGCAGUUUCUGGUCCCGGACCACACAAUCAAAGACAUCAGUGGCGCUUCCUUUGCUGGAUUUUACUACAUUUGCUUCCAGAAAUCCACAGCAACGAUCGAGGGCUACUACUACCACAGGAGUUCUGAAUGGUACCAGUCUCUAAACCUCACCCACGUCCCCGAGCACAGUGCCGCCAUCUAUGAGUUCCGGUGACCCCGGCUGGCAUCGUGGAUCUUGUGUUUGAUGGACUUGAGGCGAAGCAGAGGUCUGCAGAUGCUAAUAAGACUAGGAAAAGACAGUGUGGGAUUUUUUUUUUUAGAAGACAUGUCAAAAGAACGUGCUUGUCAGUUGGAAGGACAGAGUAUGGACCAGUGGAUGCGAGAGGACAUUUGAAUGUAUGUGUAUUGGAUGAGGUUUAAAAAAAAAAAAAAAAAAAAAAAAGGAAAUGCAGUUGUGCUCCCUGGCUGGAGCGUGUAAAGUCAGAACCAGCAUCAGAGCCCAGGUGUGGUUUUCACCCGUCUUAUGUUUAAAUGUCUGGCUUUUGUUUUGUAAUACUUGGCACACUUCAAGACACUUUAUAAGAUAAGUUGGAACCUUCGCUUUCUAGAAGCCAAGUGCAGAUCGACAUUUGACUAGGGUCGGACAAGGAUUCCCAAGGGCGGUCUGCUUGGAUCAACAAGAAGCAAGAAAUAACCGGGGCUCUUCAGGUUUUAGAAAGGGAGCUUUAAUCAGCCCAUAAGCUUGACAUGACAGUAUAUACAGUAUUUGGUUAAAGCUGGUUCUUUGUUUGCCUGCCAAGAGGAUAUUUUUGUGAUUCUAUCCGAAAAGAUGGACACUUUGCGGCACUUUUAUGGCCCCCACGUGGGUGACAACGCAAAACAAACAACCCCUUCUUCCCCUCGUGUUCGCAGAUAUGCUUUUUCGUCACAAGUGAUUGCCGUGGAUGUUGUUCUAUUGUUACAUUUGCACAAAGAUGAAUUACAAUACUAAUGCUCACAUGCCCCCAGUACACAAGCUCAAAGCUAUAUGGAGAAAAAGCUUUUAAAAACAUUUUAAAGCGUUUGACUGUUUGGAAUGUUGAGAGACAAAUCAAUCACAUUUAAGUAUUAUAACAGAGUAUUUUUUAGCCAGCUUGCUCUGCACUCUGCAUUAAACAAAGAGCUUUUUAUGUCCCUUUUAAUUUAUAGACUCCCUCCAAUCCUUCCAAUGACGUCUCUUUGACUAUGCAACCUGUUCAAUAUAGCACUCUCCAAACAGCAAGCCUCCAUUUUCAGAUAUUUUAUUCUAUCCAUAGAGUAUAUGAAAGAAAAAAAAACUCUUAUCUUCAUUUAAAGGAAAUAUUUUUGUUAAAAUUCCCUCUGAAGUCCCAAAUCAUGUUCCCUCGUCAUGUGACUGUGCCAUGUUUUUAAAGUUUAUCAGAGUUGUACUAUAACAGAUCAAGAUGUGCGUUUGCUUGAGAUUGAGCCGGAGUUGGAGUGAACUGUGGAUUUGAAAAAGAGAAAUCGUAUCAAAACAAACCUGCGGUCUGUGGUUUUGCACCCUUUUAAAACAUUUGCUUCCCUCUAGUGGCUGAAAAUGGUUCAUGCUAAUUUUAUGCCUUUAAAGUUGCAUCAGAGAAGUGCUGUCAAUGAAGGCCAUCACCUGGAGCUAAAAUAGGUUGUUUGUAAGGUCACAGUGCACUUAUAUUUUUUUAUUCACAGACAUGUAGACAAUAUAGAAUACAUAUCUACCUCAUUUUUCAAAAUUAAAACGUGUCUGCUAAUAAAAACAAAAAAUACCAGUGCACAGUGACUUUGUGAGCACCCUACAGCAAAAGAGCCUUCUGUUAAUAAAAAUUCCUACAUCAA
Molecule: messenger RNA, 2603 nt
Organism: Phyllopteryx taeniolatus (common seadragon)
Lineage: Eukaryota; Metazoa; Chordata; Actinopteri; Syngnathiformes; Syngnathidae
Product: glucose-induced degradation protein 4 homolog
Exons: 6
Coding region: 112-969 (285 amino acids)
Biological process (GO): protein targeting to vacuole; proteasome-mediated ubiquitin-dependent protein catabolic process; negative regulation of gluconeogenesis
Cellular component (GO): GID complex; extrinsic component of membrane
Source: RefSeq, a predicted model, not a curated record